Molecule: messenger RNA, 2634 nt
Organism: Penicillium taxi
Lineage: Eukaryota; Fungi; Ascomycota; Eurotiomycetes; Eurotiales; Aspergillaceae
Product: putative serine/threonine protein kinase
Exons: 4
Coding region: 1-2634 (877 amino acids)
Biological process (GO): protein phosphorylation
Molecular function (GO): ATP binding; protein kinase activity
Source: RefSeq, a predicted model, not a curated record
AUGGCAGCAAUUACCCGGCAUAAAACAGAAGCGAUUAAACUAGCUCGAGAGCAAAGCGUUGCAGUGAAGGAGAUGUGUCGCCGUGCAAAGACAGAAGUACCGCCAUAUGAGUUUGAGGAAUUGAUUGGGAAAGGUGCAUAUGGUCGUGUCUACAAAGGUCGACAAAUGCCAUCUGGUCGGCUUGUGGCCAUCAAGGUUCUAGACAUUGAUUCUUUGGAUUACCAAGCGCUGCGUGAUUUCAGUGAUAUCUCUAUCAAAGACUUCAUUCACGAGACUAAGGUCAUGACACAGGUGAAGGACUCUGGUGCAAAAAACAUCAAUGAAAUCAUCGAAGCCAUAUCUAUCCAUUCCCAGCUGUGGUUGGUCUGCGAAUAUUGCCCGGGUGGCAGUGUGCGAACUCUGAUGCGAGCAACUGGGGAUAAAUUAGAAGAACGAUUCAUCAUUCCUAUUGCCAGAGAACUUGCAGUUGGUUUGAAUGCUAUCCACGAAGCUGGGAUCAUUCAUCGUGAUGUAAAAGCUGCCAACAUUCUCAUUCAUGAGGAAGGUCGACUGGAAAUAUGUGAUUUUGGUGUGGCUGGCGUUUUAGAAUCCAAGAAAGACAAGCGUUCAACUUGGGUUGGCACACCCCAUUGGAUGCCACCGGAGAUGUUUGCUUCUCGAGGACCCGGACCAGCCCAUAAAUACAGCAGCGAGUUCGACGUCUGGGCAUUUGGUUGUACCUUGAUCGAGUUUGCAACCGGUAACCCUCCCAACGCACGUCUUCGAGAGCCAAUGCAAAUUGGACGCCAACUGAACCGAAACAUUCCCAAACUCGAUAGUGAUCAGUACAGCCAGGGGCUCAAAGAUCUCAUUGCAUUUGCUCUUGACUCUAAUCCCGCGACCCGGCCUUCCAUGGCAGAUAUCCUCGCUCAUCCCUAUAUCGCUGGAACCGAAGAGGAAUACCCCACAUCAUCUGUCGGCGAACUCGUCCGGAACUACUACCAGUGGUCACAGCGGGGCGGUCAUCGUAUAUCUUUAUUUCAUCCGGGUGGUGCAGCAGCAGCAGAAUUCCCCGAAAUGGAGGAGUCAGAGGAUGAUUGGAACUUCAGCACAACAGAUGGGUUUGAGCGACGGUUCUCUGUUAUUGACCUGGAUGAGAUAGCUGCAUCCUUGGCCCAAAUAAUGGACGAUGACUCGGCGAGUCCCGCUGCCUUAACCCCCUCAUCCGAGUUCCCCAACGAUGACUCCAGCCUCACCAUGGAUCCCGAGAUCCAGGCCAACUUUGAUGAGCGUGUUCGUCGGGGUGCCGCAGCCAUGGAAAGCCUGUUUGAUAAAGACGGGCCCAGUUACACCUACGAAACCAAGAAUGACUUUGUUCCAAUUGAGCCACCUGUAUCCCCGGUAUCAGACCUCCCUCUUCGAACUGAAACCGACAGAUCGUCUGUUACUUCCACUUUUAUUGAUAUCGAUAUCGGCUCCUUUGACUCAUCACACUAUGCCGCCGGUGCUCCAUCUGCGCAUCCCUUCCAACUGGCGGAUGCAGACACCAUUCGUGCUAAUCGUUCCAGCAUUCGAGUCAAUCGAAACUCCAACGAUAAUAGCUCUCAAUCAUCAAACAGCGGAAAUGAGAACUUAGAGCCUCAGGAGGAAAAUUACCAACCCCAAUCUGGCCCACGUCCACCCACUAUGGACUGGAAGUUUCCGGGCUUCUCCUUCCAGCAUGAAGACGUUGAGGUCGAAGUGGAGAAGGAAAAAGAGAUGACCCCUGAGCCGGAGCCAGUGCAAGAAAAUACUUUCCAAGCGGAGAAACGUGCGACUAUGCAGUGGACUUUUCCCAUCAUGUCAACCACUGAUGAGGAUCCCACUGAUGGCCAACCCAGCAUCGAUCCUCACGACACUGUACGAGCUCCACUACCAAUACAACGUCUACAGAAAACAGAACCCGGCGACUCGCGUCCGUCCACCUCGGCUUCAAAUUUAUCCAUCGUUUCCGAAUCUGAUGGUGAUCCAUUCCGCUUUGAUCUUGUGCAUCCACUCGACUCAUAUUCCUCUGACAACCCGGGACCAACUGAACCGACCGACGAUUCUUUCAUCAAUGGAGCUACGAUUCGCAAUAGACUUCCUUUACUUGGCACGCAUUUGGAGACGGAAGAUAAAGAAGACGAAGAUAGAGAGGACGAAAUUCAUUCAGUCACAACCCUCGAAGAUCUUGAAGCCAUGCUUGCCAGUACCGAACUCGGCUCGCGUUAUAAUCAUGACACAAAUGACAGAUUUGCCAUUGACGACGAGGAUACAGAUAAAAUACUAUCAUUUCCAAGUCAAGGAAGUGUUAGCCUCGAUGGACCAGGUCCUGAUAACGAAGAAUGGCCUCACCCACUGUGGGGAGACAACCAGGAAAUCAUUCAACCAGAGAAUCACCCCCCACUCUUCCCAGGACAUCCCCCGGAUGCCACGAUCUCGGAGCCUGGAUCGGGUGAAUCCACAGACGUGGAGGAAGGUGUUCGGUUCCCAAUUCUGGUUCCUCCCAGGGAAGAGAGCCUAAUGGAGGGGGCUGACGAUGCAAUUGUUGCUAUUGAGUUGGAUCGUUUGUUGGAGGAUUUUCUGGAUGCCCUUUCUGCCACUUCUGAAGCACUUUCUCGGGCAGUCCCUUCAUAA